This is a messenger RNA of Hypoxylon fragiforme, 1794 nucleotides long. RefSeq names its product salicylate 1-monooxygenase. Gene Ontology annotation, molecular function: FAD binding. Gene Ontology annotation, biological process: secondary metabolite biosynthetic process. The transcript has 2 exons. NCBI's taxonomy places the organism in Eukaryota, Fungi, Ascomycota, Sordariomycetes, Xylariales, Hypoxylaceae. Bases 196 to 1488 code for a protein of 430 amino acids. The record is from RefSeq and is a predicted model, not a curated record.
GCACCAUUUCACCAUUUCGGCCCCGUCCGGUCUAUCCCACAUACCGAAUCGGCUCCGGAGGGCGAUAAAAUGUCUAUAUGAUCCCAAGCUUGGCCCCCCCUUUACUACAUCAGCGAAAACAACAAAGAAAAAGAAGGGACAAAAUAUUUUUAUACCAAGUAAAAAUAUUUAUAUGUAAAUAUAUCUAAUCAGAUCAUGUCAGAUACCUCCAAACUUCAAAUUGCCAUCAUCGGUGCUGGCAUCGCCGGUCUCGGUGCAGCCAUCGCACUGAAGGAUCACCCCGCCAUUGAUGUACAGGUGUAUGAAAAAGCUGCAGAGCUUAGAGAAAUAGGUGCUUCUAUUGCACUUGGGCCUAAUGGAAUGAGAACUUUGGAGAGGCUUGGUGUCACCGAAGCCCUCGAUGAUGAAAUCGCUUUCCGUAACAAGUCGAAACACCCCAUGAUCUAUCGGCACUGGAAGACUAAUGAGAUUGUAUCAACCGACUCUCACGCUGGCCAAGUUGAGUACCGUCACUUGACCUCACGUUUUUACCGGGCACAUCUCCAGGAAGCGCUUGCCAAGCACGUCGAUCCAGCCAAUAUUCACUUGUCUAAACCUUUCGAGUCCGUUGCCUUUGAUGCGACUAUCCAGAAACUUCUGAUCAAGUUCACAGACGGCAACACAGCUACGGCCGACAUCAUUCUUGGCGCAGAUGGGAUCCACUCGCCGGUCCGAACCUCCUUCGUCCCUACGUCGAGCACGGCCUGGACCGGCUGGGUGGCUUUCCGGUCUGUGUUUCCCAUAUCCUACGUACAAGGCAUCCAGGGUCUGCCGGACGAGGCCGACCACUUCUGGGGGCCAGACCGGACAUUCUUCGUGUCGAAGCUCGGGAGAGGUCUCUUCACCGUAGUGGGAUCGUACCAAGCCGACCCCAAUGCUCCCGACGCGCCGUACCAGAACGCCACGUGGAACUCCGCCGGCGACGUCAACGUCCUCCGCGAGUUCUACAAGGACUGGUCGCCGCUCGUGCGCCAGAUCGUCGACGCCGUCCCCGACACCAGGAUCUACCCGAACGCGGCGGCCCACCCGCUCGAAACCUGGGUCCUGGGCAACGGACGCGUCGCGCUCGCCGGCGACGCCGCGCACGCGCACGGCGGAGCGUUCGCGGCGGGCGGCAGCCUUGCUCUUGACGACGCAUGGGCGUUCGCGUCGUCGAUCCUGCAGGUGUUCCCCACGGACGCGACCAGGAAACCGGACGAUAAAGAGAUCCUAAGGGCGCUGCGCAUCUAUGAGAAGACAAGGAAGCCGCACACGGACCGCGUGAUGAGCGUUGUGCGGGAGAAUAAUCUGAAGAAGGUCGCGCGGUAUGCGCAGGGGAGCAGCAAGGAGCCGGAGACGGACGAGCAGCUCAGGAGCAGGAUAAAAAACCGCGCGGACCCGGCUUGGAUCCAUGAGCAUGAUGUGCAAGCGGCUUUUGCUGAGGCCGUUGCUGCGUAUACUACUGUUUAACAUGGUUGUGGGUUAGGGUGGGCCAUGAACUAUGUGGCUAGGUUAGGUAGUUGAGAUAAUUCCUUUGUUUCGAGGGUAACAUUUAACCGCAGCCAGCUUUCUUUGUCCUGACUUAUGAUAGGUACCUAGUACCUAACAAUCUCAUGAUCCUUUUCGCAUGAGGAAUUCGCAUCCGGCGUAGGUGGCAUCACUUGGAAGUGUAAAUAUCAAGGGUGCCCCCUGUGCGCUCUCAUACCUACCUGCUCAUCGCACCGAGAAUCGGCUCAUUAGGGAUUUUUGAGUUCGAAAAUCUUAAGUUGACUGACA